Messenger RNA from Mandrillus leucophaeus (drill), 815 nucleotides. It is a transcript of the gene CISD3, whose product is annotated as CDGSH iron sulfur domain 3. The record is from RefSeq and is a predicted model, not a curated record. Gene Ontology annotation, molecular function: 2 iron, 2 sulfur cluster binding. NCBI's taxonomy places the organism in Eukaryota, Metazoa, Chordata, Mammalia, Primates, Cercopithecidae. Gene Ontology annotation, cellular component: intracellular membrane-bounded organelle. The transcript is spliced from 5 exons. The coding region runs from base 1 to 576 and encodes 191 amino acids.
AUGUGGAGUCGGGUGUUCCCACCCUUGCGGCAGAGCGCGCACAGACGCGAAUGCUCAGCACACCCGGGCCCAGCCCACAGGGUGCAUCAAUCCGUGGACACCGGCCGUCGGGACCCUGACCCGUCCCGAGGUGACGCGACGCCCGCGUACUCGCUCCCAGAAGCGCGGCUGAGGCUCGGCCAGCAACAGCGAAUCCUGGGAAGGUCCCGUGCCCUCGCGGGUGCCCCAGGCGCUGAGGCUGACCUGAACCCGCGGCGGGACAUCUCCUCCUGGCUGGCCCGGUGGUUCCCUAGAACCCCAGCCAGGUCUGUGGUGGCCCUGAAGACCCCCAUCAAGGUGGAGCUGGUGGCAGGGAAAACCUACAGGUGGUGUGUGUGUGGCCGCAGCAAGAAGCAGCCCUUCUGUGACGGCUCCCACUUCUUCCAACGCACUGGCCUAUCUCCCCUCAAGUUCAAGGCCCAAGAGACCCGCACGGUGGCACUCUGUACCUGCAAGGCCACUCAGAGGCCCCCGUACUGCGAUGGCACCCACAGGAGUGAGCGCGUGCAGAAGGCAGAAGUGGGCUCCCCACUCUGAGGGGGCUGCUGCUGUCCAGCCACAGGUGGCCUUGGCUCCCGGCCUCUGACAGGCACCCCCUUCUGUGGGAAAGGAAACAGGUGCUGAGCCCAAGAAAGAGUUCUGGUACCCACAGCUGGCUCAUGAAGGAAGAAUUAUUCCCUAUAACCUAAAAGUCUCCAGUCUGGGGCAGGCGGGAGUGGGCCCUGGUUCAAUGUUUGCUGAUGGGGAAGAUGGCAAAAACAAGCCGCCCAACUAGA